Aphidius gifuensis is the source of this 1191-nucleotide messenger RNA. Its product is annotated as serine, glycine and glutamine-rich protein-like. Bases 136 to 579 code for a protein of 147 amino acids. The record is from RefSeq and is a predicted model, not a curated record. Lineage: Eukaryota; Metazoa; Arthropoda; Insecta; Hymenoptera; Braconidae. The transcript is spliced from 2 exons.
CUUCAGUAGCCAGUAUGUUUCUUUGCCUCGACAUAAAUUUGACGUUUUAUUUAUAAUAUAAACUACAAUAUUUUUAAUUAUAUUUAUUAUGUGUAAGCUCAAUUAAACAGCAUAGAAAUAGUCGUAUCAGUUAUCAUGAACGAGUCCUUUGAUAUAUUUCUUGUAAUAACUAUUUUUGCUGUGUUUAUGCUUAUUUUGUGGACAGUAAUUACGUAUUUAAAACAACAGAGUGAAAAGAAAAGAUGGACAUCUUCAAGUUCUUCCUAUUCAAAUUAUAGAAGUAAUAGAACAAGAUAUUAUGGAAAUUCAGGAUCGAAUGAUAUCGAAACGGGACGUUAUCCAACGGGAUCGAGUGUUUAUGACUAUGAUGGAGGUGAUACAGGAGGUGGUGGAUAUGAAUCAUAUGGUUCAAGUGGAGCUUGUGAUUAUGGAACUGACUCUGGUGGUGGCAGCGGUGGAGGUGGUGGUUGCGAUUCCGGUGGAGGAGGUGGUGGUGGUGGUUGCGAUUCAGGUGGAGGUGGUGGUGGUGAUAGUGGAGGAUGCUGCGAUUCUGGUGGUGGUGGUGGUGGAUGUGAUUAAUCAUCAAUCAAUAACCACAUAUUUUUCAACUACAAAUAAAGGUCUCUUCUCAAUAGACAAAAAAUACUUACACGGAAAAAAAUUUUCACGAAAUUUUACUACGGUCCCACAGUAUUCAAGAAACAUCGGUCAACUAAUACAUUUUUUACAUUAAAUAUUACGAAAAAAAACAAUGUUGUGAUUAAAAAAUUGCAAUGGACCAUAGCAAUAUUUGAGAUUUCGAUUUUUUACUUUGUAUAAAAUAAAAACUGCAACGUAACAUGGAAUCUUUACAAAUUUAAGUUCAAAAAAUUAUUAUGCUUCUUUUCUAAUACUACAAUGUACCAUAGUAAUUUUUAUAGGUUUUUAUUUUUGCUUGAGCACAGCGUCGAACUUGCUGUGCAUAUUGUAGAUUUUACAAUAGUUAUGUUGAAAAAAUUGGAAUGUCUUCAUCUAAAAAUUACAAUGCACCAUAGCAAUUCUUUAUCUACUACUUGCCGCGAUGCUCGUUGUUACCGACUGCAGUAUUCAAAAGCCUAUGUUGAUAUGGGCUCAGCGAAAAUUCUAAUGGGCCAUAGUAAAAAAAAUUAAAUUACUGCGCGGCCGUUAUUCUGCGCAUUGGAUCUAUAGAUA